UCUCCAUUCGGAGUCCAUCAGCAUGGCCAUGGCGAAGUCCGAUGCGUCGCGCUUGCGGAAGCCACUUCCGUGGCUCAAGAAUCUGCAAGCUUCUCUGAGCAACGAGGAAUCAUCAGACUCGUCACAGCCGACAGAGGUGACACCCAAGAAGGUGGGGAAAACGUCAGUGAAGGCAGAUGAGAAGGAGGUCAGGAGACGCAGCAAGAAAAAGCGACUGCGUCGGCACGAGGGCAACAGCAGCGAUGACGCUUCGUCUGGAGGGGAUGACGACGCAAAGAAAAGGAAGCGCAGGUUGCUGAAAAAAGGCGUGAAGGCUCGACAUAAACGAUCUAUUGAGGAGUCAAAGAAGGCGAAGUGGCCUGUGGGAUCACCAAGAUCGAAGGCAGCAGCACUGAGGGGGCAGCGGAAGCAAAAGCUUCACGCCAUGCGGAUGACCUCUGGAGAACAUGACAGAAUGGCGGCUUUUAAACUUAAACGACUGGAGUCCGCUGAGACGCUCAGAGACAAGGACAGGAAUCAUAUGCAGCCGGUCCGAGCAGCGCGUGGUGCACAAAAGACUGCUGGUGCGGAAGCUGAUGUGGAGGAUGAAGGGGAGCCUCGACGACGUUCACGAGUGCGACCGACAGCUGACAAGGAUACUACAGACAACGUUUCAAAGAGCAAACUACGCAGAGCUAGCAUUUCGAAACAAGACAAGCCCAAGCAGAUAGAACCCACUAGUCUCGCUGUGGAGAAAAUUUCAGCCUUGGUGAAAGAUGGUGCAGGCGAUAAAAAUGAAGUGAAUUCCCGCGCCUUGGCAAAGAGUAAACCUUCUGAUCUAGGGAAGCGCGACGACGACAAAACAAAAGAUUUGGCAGACGCCGUUAUCGCAAAGACGCUCGAAGUCAAAGACGGAGAUUCUGCUGCGGACAUGCGAAGUACGACUACCGAAAUCGCCAUGCAGGAAGGUAGCACUGGGGCCAUGAAAGCGGAAUUUUCUGAACUAGAAGCGAUUAAAGGCGCCAUGAAGGUGGAGCCUGAAGCCUCUGGGGAUGCUAAACGUGAACAAUUAUCCCACGAAAAGCCUGAAAGUGUAGACGCAGACUCAACUAAGAUGGUUCCUUUUUCGACUUCCAAUGAAACAUCGGUUGAACCUUCGGGACCUGGAUCCAAACCGAUGGAAACCGAUCCACUCAUUGACUCUGAAGGCACAGCUGAGCUGGUGAGAGAUAAAGUUAAAGAAGAGGGGCAAACAAAAACACCCGCGAUUUCUGCAUCGACAGUGAAAAUGGAAAAUGAGACGAAGCCUGACGACAAAAAGCUAGUGCUUGAUGAGGUACCCAUUCCUAGGAAGGCGCCCAAACAAGACUCAGCUGCACCUCCUAGCCCGGGGUCAUUCAUAAUCCCCAAACGGAAAAUUGUGAAAACUGUCGUCGCUGGGCGUAAUACCAAUACUCAGGUGGAGCCAGCUGGUACCAUAGAGGCCACAACAUGUGAUGUUAAGCGCUCGUUAGAAGCGCCUAUGCCCGUUACUGUGUUGCCAUUGGCGUCUCCUCAAUCGAGCCCAAACGUGCCAAAUGAUGAACCUACUCGUCCGCAGCGAAAGCGAACAAAAAAUCCAGUGCCAGUGAAAAGGUCGUCGUUUUCAACACAAGAUCGAGCUCUAAUGCGCCUGUCCAGGAAGCGAAAUUCCAUCUUUAUGGCAGGGACAGAACUGGCAGCUCAAGCUCCUGGCAAUACGAGCAGCAAGACAGGGCCAGUGUCACGGAUGAUGGGGUAUGAAGUGUAUGAUGUCGAUGGGAAAAUGCUACCUGAUUUUAUUCCUCGUUUAAGCUGCGCUACGAAACGUGAAAUGGCGUCGGACCGGGAAUCAUACGUGGCCUCGUUUUUUGGAGUAUCGCGUACGGCUCCGAAAGCGAAAACAGAUCCAAGUGCUGUCAACGAGGAAUGUGACGAUACCGAUCUUGAUUCUCGAAAGAUGAACUGUUACGAAGAGUUGUGCUUUGAGCGGCCUGAGGACAGAGAGUUUUACCAGCGGAAACUGUACGGCACAACGUUUGUGCCGCAGAAUUUGCGCGGCUGGAUGACGCUUAUUGUCCGAAAUGCGCGUUUUGAGCGUAAGUCCACGGGGAUCCGCUUCAAUCAGGAUCGAGAUCGGGAAGAGUUCGCAGCUACACUGAGCCGGCGAUAUACAUUUAAGAAGUCGAUGCCACGGUGUGAUAUCCCUCGUGAGAACUGGCAGAAGCUAAUGAGCAAUAAGCCAGCCACCGUGUACCUGCACUAUUACAACCGCGAGGACGCUGAGCGGGCAGCACAAGUCUUUCGUGACGACCAUGGACAACCUCUACAGAUUCGAUGGGAGUUAAAAGCUGGUGCGAGAAUCAAAAGAUGCUCUUCUCCGGCCAUCCGGCCGAGGCCCCAACUUUCUCCACGUCGCUCUUGCUCCAGUGAGCGGAGUGCGCCUGAUUCAUCCCCUCUUUCUUCGCAUAAUGGCAGCGCGCGUAACACUCCGGUGUGGCGACGUGAGCGUGACACGACUUCGAGAAGAGAUGAUCGGUAUUCAAGAUACGACCGUGGCGCAUCGCCUGCACAACGGUCAAGGGAAGAGAGUCGAGAGAGGCGAUAUGGCCCGUCCUUGAGCGGAAACAAGCGGUCGCAUGGCUUGUUAGAGCGUAGAUCUCGAUCUCGCUCAAGAUCUAAGUCAUUCCACAAUCAACACUAUGAAUCCUCUGGUCAAGUGAACAGAGCUGGGUCAAGGGCUAGUGGAUCAAGUAACCAGCACCCACGUAUGACAGACAAUCACGCAAGAAUCGAUGGUGGAAAUGAAAGCGCUAGUAGUGCUGUUCACAGCGAUGUGGGCACGCCAGCGCAGAAGCGAACACGAUUGUUACCUCGUCGAUUUCCACCCAGUAGUCAUGACAGGAGUGCAGGCAGAGGUAAGAACCAGGGUGACCUGGGAGGCAAGGAAGUCAAGAGCAGCUCAGUGGCAGCGUCGAAUAAUUCUGUGGGAAAUUUGGAUGGAGGUGACAACAACCGAGGAAUGCCGCGUGCUCGAUCUCCACCCAGACGGUGGCGGGAGGAACCGAACAAUCCAACGCCACGAGAAAGACGGAAUACCUUCACGGUUGAUUCACGAGAUCGCUCAAAGGGCCCGCCUGCUGGACAACACCGUUCUAAUCAGCAGCCACACAAUCGUGAUCCAGUUCAGGGACGACCUCGAUCAUGUUCGCGCCCCAAGACUUCUUUGCCUGCGCGUGAUGGACAUGGCGGUGACCGUGAUGGUCGGAAUAAGGAGCGAGUCGGCUCUCGAGAGUUUGGGCGAGGCGGUGGCUUUAAUCGCAAUGCUCGUGAAAGGCGUAUGCAUUCCGAUGGAGGACGCGAAGGACACAAUGAUCGCAGCGGAGGCGUGAACUCACGAGCACCCUAGAAAGCUGUUUAUUACGAAAGCAUGUGCACUUGUACUUCAUUCAAGCAUCACGUUCUCUCUCCUACCCUUCGCUUAUCUCCGCAUCUAGCUCCUGACCUUUACGAAAGAGGAACUCUGCCAGGUAAUCAAUUGGGUCUGUGGGUUGCACCUUGACGACUUCCAGCAUCCCUUCGGUCAGCGCAGGCAACACUGUGUCCAUGAGGUACGUUCUUAGUGGUUUAGCGCGUGUUUCAAGCAGCUCAGCCUCUUCACGUUGCAGGAGUUCAAGUCGUGCACGUUCCCGAGCGAUUUUUGCCUGCUGGACGGCCUCAUCUUGGGCAUCCUGCUCACGUGUGCGUUGCGCAGCACGAAGUUCAGCUUCACGAGCUUGUUUCUCCGCAGCACGGAGCUGUUCGCGCACUUCUGCCCCCGUGGGAUGAAAAUUCCGUGGUGCUCGACCACCUUGCUCCAUGUAGCGCUGGAUGGGAACAACAAAGGCCUCAUCCUCGCGGUAUCCGUGCUCGUCCCGCAGAGUCAGCUCCAGAACUUCCACG
This is a messenger RNA of Phytophthora nicotianae INRA-310, 3939 nucleotides long. RefSeq lists its product as hypothetical. Lineage: Eukaryota; Oomycota; Peronosporomycetes; Peronosporales; Peronosporaceae. Bases 23 to 3406 code for a protein of 1127 amino acids. The transcript has a single exon. The record is from RefSeq and is a predicted model, not a curated record.